AUGGCCAGCGGAUCUCCAAAGCGCAGGGCAAGGGCAAAGCGUGCGCAGAGGAGCUUCGCAGUUCUGGCGCUUCUGGGCGGUGCCACAAGCCGUGUCGGUCGUGCGCUGGCAGGACCGGCGGCCUCCUUGAAGGCUCUGCGCCAGAGGUUCGUGGAGGCCAAGUCCAUCGAGAGGCUCCCGACUGCAGGCGUCCUUGCCCCAUGGACUGACAUCGAGCGCGUCUUCACGAUCGUCCCCCAUCAGUUACGGCGAGACAUUGAGCAAUUGGAAUACCUCGUGUCCAAGAAGGCAGCUUCGGAAGCUUGGGGCCUUGUCCAAGCCAGGCUUCGCAUGUAG
This is a messenger RNA of Symbiodinium sp. CCMP2592, 336 nucleotides long. The record is from the annotation of a GenBank genome assembly. NCBI's taxonomy places the organism in Eukaryota, Dinophyceae, Suessiales, Symbiodiniaceae.